AUGCCUUUUGGCCUAAAAAACGCUCCGUCCACCUUUCAGAAGAUAAUGAAUGCAUGCCUAUCAGGACUCCAAGGUUCACGAUGUUUCGUAUAUUUAUACGACAUCGUUAUUUACUCUUUUAAUCUCACUUUUCAUAUAGAUAACCUCAAUGCUGUAUUUAACAGACUCAGAAGUUAUAAUCUCAAGUUGCAACCUGAAAAAUGCGAAUUCCUUCGUAAAGAAGUGAUUUAUCUAGGCCAUAUAAUCGAUGAACAUGGUUUUAAACCCAAUCCCGAAAAGGUGAGGGCAGUCACUGAAUUCCCAGUUCCAAAAUCAUCCAAAGACAUUAUAUCCUUCCUAGGAUUAGUAUCCUACUACAGACGAUCUAUCCCCGAUUUUUCUAAAUAUGCCAAAUCUCUUACGCCACUUUUAAAAAGGAUGUCCCUUUUGAAUGGAAGAAUGAAUAAUAGCUUUCCUUUGAGACGUUAA
Molecule: messenger RNA, 468 nt
Organism: Parnassius mnemosyne (clouded apollo)
Lineage: Eukaryota; Metazoa; Arthropoda; Insecta; Lepidoptera; Papilionidae
Source: the annotation of a GenBank genome assembly